AGUGGAAGAGACGACGGUCUCCAGCCCUGCUCCCUCUUUUGCUCGCCUCUCAACAUCUCUCUCUCUCUCUAUCUCUGAUUCUGGUUUCCUCGAGGUGUAGAGAGGGCGAGAGCGGGCAGCGAGCUGGGAUUUUUGGUAAAUAUCCAUAUUCCAGACCCAAGAGGAAGGUUUAUUGAGAGGAGAGCAGCGUGACACAAGGCAACUGUAGCAUCUUUCUUCUUAUCUAAAGAAGGAAAACUUCUGCCUGCAUUGAUUUUUGUCUUUAUGUUCAUCAAGUUGAGCUCUAGUACACAUUGUAGCUCAAAUGCCAGCAUUGAGCAUGAAGAGAAAGUCAAACGAGGGAUGUCUAAGAUUGCACAGUGUUCAUGCUCGUCAAAAGUUAACCAGGAGAUCAGAAAAAUUUGCUUCUCAGAUUAAUACAGAUGUAGAAACUUCUGAUCAAUGUUUCCAAGAUGAUGAUGGACAGCAGCAUCCAAAAGAAAUUGCUACAAGUACAGAGGAAUCAGGGUGUCGCUCAAGGACAACAGAAUCAGAUGGAGCAUCACCUCUAUUGCUGAACUGGUCCUCGUUAUCAUCUGAUGUUUUAUCCAUUGAAACAAUGGGUUCUCUAACAACACUGUUAACGUCUGAAGAGGAAACAAUUUUCUCACCCAAUUUUGAGGAUGGUGAUUCACAGUUGAAAAUAACUAAUCAUGGCGAUGGAGUUAAAGAUGAAACUCCUGAAUUGCCAAAUCUGGUUGCGGAUGAAGGUGAUGAUGGAAACAGUGGCCUGACUGAUUAUCAAGCUUGCAGUUUGUUGGAUAUCUGCAUCUCAGACAGUGUUCCUUCUUUACCAUUUGACAGUAGCAUGGGAUUUACAGAUGUUUCUUUACAUCAUUAUGAACUCACUAAUUCUGACAGACUUUUUGAUAUGGCGGAGAAGUGUGUGCAAAGGCGUAGUCAGGGCUGGGCUUUGCUGGGUUCUAGCCCAGUGAAGCCUAGCAAUGCCUAGCAAUUUUAGGCCUCACCCAGCAAGUAAUGCCCAGUAAUUUUAGGCUUCAACCUUGCUAUGCUGGGCUAAGUUUUACUGGGCUCAGCAGUUUUAGCCCAGGCCAGUUGUUCAGCCUAGCAAUGUCCAGUAAUUUUAAGCUUCAACCUUGCUAUGCUGGGUUAAGUUUUACUGGGCUUAGCAUUUUUAGCCCAGGGCAGUUGUUCAAGCUGGCUACGCCAUUGAGUGUGUGAUGCUGCCAUUCCUUGAGAAGACCAUGGAAACCAGUGACAUUCACAGUAAUGAAUCAAUUGAAGAAAUGAUGUUUAACUCAGAUGAUGCAUGCUUUUACUUAGCUACUCAUCAAGAAUUCAACAUGAAUUGUCUAUCUGGUGAUUUAGGAGAAACAGAAUGCUUCAGUCCGCAGUUAGAUUUCAGAUCCAUGCAUGAUAUACAGCCAAUUCCAUCCAGUUGUCCUUUAUUCCCAGAGGACGAAACACAGGAAAGGAAGCCCAUAACUCUUGUGCUCGACUUAGAUGAAACUCUGGUUCAUUCUUCGCUAGAUCACUGUAACGAUGCAGAUUUCACCUUUUCAGUUUUCUUUAACAUGAAGAAGCAUACUGUAUAUGUAAGGAGGAGACCUUUCCUACAGAUGUUCCUCGAGAGAGUAGCACAAAUGUUCGAAAUUGUUAUUUUCACAGCCAGUCAAAGCAUCUAUGCUGCACAAUUACUUGACAUACUGGAUCCAGAACAGAAAAUAUUUUCUAGGCGCAUCUAUCGUGAAUCUUGUAUAUUCGUGGAUGGCUGCUAUACGAAGGACCUAACUAUCUUGGGAGUUGACCUAGCCAAAGUUGCCAUAAUAGACAAUACUCCACAGGUUUUCCACUUGCAAGUUAAUAACGGCAUUCCAAUUAAAAGUUGGUUUGAUGAUCCAUCCGAUGAUGCUUUUAUUCAAUUACUUCCUUUUCUUGAAUCCCUAGUCGAUGCCGAGGAUGUUCGCCCAAUUAUUGCGAAAAAGUUUGGUAAUAAACUGUAGCCUGCUUUUUCUUGGGGAUGCCAUUGUCUCCUUGAACUCAGCAUAUCAGCUUGCAGGCUCACUUCUUCCUCGACCUAAUCAUAUUUAUAGAUUGCUAAUUUAUGCAAAUAGUUUUUUUUUAAAAAUUUAUUUAGAUUUGAUCCUGUUCUCACGCUCAACUACAAACGAAAUUGUAUCUAAUUUAUUCCCCAUUGAGCUGUAUAUUAUGUUCAGACGCAAUUGGUGGCUUGAGAAUUUUGUGGAGGAAAUAAAAGUGUUUGUUUAUACCA
Zingiber officinale is the source of this 2272-nucleotide messenger RNA. RefSeq names its product CTD small phosphatase-like protein 2. Gene Ontology annotation, molecular function: phosphoprotein phosphatase activity. Lineage: Eukaryota; Viridiplantae; Streptophyta; Magnoliopsida; Zingiberales; Zingiberaceae. The record is from RefSeq and is a predicted model, not a curated record. Bases 1221 to 2003 code for a protein of 260 amino acids. The transcript has 8 exons.